AAUAAUUUUCUUAAUAUUUGUGGUCAAUUAUUUGUAUUAAUUUUGUGUAUUAUUAACUUUGUGGUAUUUUAAUUGCUUGCAUUUAGUUGUGUUCCUUUUGAUUCUGAUUUACAUGUUUAGUCUGUAUUGUUAACAAAAUUGUUUAGUGGUGAUUAAAGAUGCCAAGAUACGACGACAGCCCGAGAGACCGGAGCCCAAUUGAUUCUCGCCGUGAUCGGAAUAGAAUCAAAUCACCAUCUGAACAAAGGAGACGUGGACGUGAUUCACCUGUUAAUGUUUCUUCUAGAAGUGGUAGUGUUCGUGAUCCAUAUGAUGAUUAUUCAACAUCUUCUUCUAGGGUUAAACCUGAACGUGAACCAGCGGCUUAUAAAAUAUUGUGUAUCUCCAAUUUAAAUGCUAAAGUAGGUGAUACCACUGUAAAGGAAGCUCUUAGUAGAGAGUUUAGCCGGUUUGGUGAUGUUUCUGUAAAGGUGUGUCAUGAUGACAAUGAUAGGUUUGCUUACAUUUACUUCCGUUCUUAUGAGGAGGCAAGAGAAGCUCGACACAAUAAACCAAGAUUACAUCUAUUUGACAAGGCUGUUGAAAUUGAACCGAUCUAUGAUCAUCAUCGAAGUAGCAUGUUGAAUUCAAGUAGCAGUAGCAUUAGUGGAAGAAGGAGAAGUGUCUCACCAGCAUACACCUCUACCCGUAGUGCCCGAGGUCCACCUGCAAGCCCACCUCCAAAUAAUAGACGACCACCACCACCUCCACCUCCACUGCCUCUCCAAUCUCGAAAUAAUGUAGAUAAAAAUGCCAGUAACAGUGGUAAUAGCAAUCAACAGUAUUCUAGACCAACACAUAGACCUUCAACCAGUUCUAGUAGUGAUUAUCAUCACCAAAGUCGUCCCACCGGUACUACUAAUAGACAAACUCAUCGAGAGUCCAAAAAGGAAAAAUUUCCCAAUUACUUGCAUCACAUUCCUCCGGAAGAUGAUGAUAAAGCAACCCGAACAUUAUUUGUUGGAAAUCUUGAAGUAACAAUCUCUGAACCCGAUUUGAGACGUAUUUUUGAACGAUAUGGUGUCGUUGAAGAUAUUGAUGUAAAAAGACCUCCUCCUGGACAAGGAAAUGCUUAUGCUUUUAUUAAAUUCUUGAAUCUUGAUAUGGCUCAUCGAGCUAAAGUUGAAAUGUCAGGUCAAUAUAUUGGAAAAUUUCAGUGUAAAAUAGGUUAUGGUAAAGCAACUCCUACUCCUAGAAUUUGGGUUGGAGGCUUGGGAUCAUGGACAUCGCUCUCUCAACUUGAAAGGGAAUUUGAUAGAUUUGGUUCUAUUCGUAAAAUUGAUUUCGUAAAAGGAAACACCCAUGCUUACUUACAAUUUGAUAGCAUCGAUGCUGCAACUGCGGCUUGUCAAGAAAUGCGAGGGCAUGCAUUAGGUGGACCUGACAAGCGGCUUAGGGUUGAUUUUGCAGACCCAAGUCCUUAUAGUCGAGACCCAAGUUCGGACUAUAGCUCUCCAACUCGACCGGUUACCACUACAACUACAAGUGCUACAAGAUACCAUGGAAGUGAUUAUGGUGAUAGUUAUAAUGAAAAAGCAAGUUCAAGAAAUCGUCCAUCUAAUAUUAGUGGGGAUAGUUUUAGUGGCAAUGAUGUUGAAGAGAAACAACGUGAAAGAAGUAGCUAUCCUAGUGGUAGCGGUGCUAGUGGCGGUAAUUCCAAUUGGAAUUACUGGGAUGAAUCUUCACGUAGUCCUCAAAUGAUCGACGUAGAGCUCGACCAAGAACUCCAGAAACAGGAAGUGGUGAUGAGUGAACGUAAAAAGAUUCGUCGAGCCUCUAUUUCCCCCGAUGGCGGACCAGGAGGUGAUCGUACUCCUGGCUCACCUCGAAGGCCAAGUAGAACUAGUGGUGGUCAAGAAUCAACGGGUAAACAUUCACCCAAUUUUGAAAUGAAUAAAAGUGAAGAACGUUCUCGUGCACCACCCCCAUUAGAAGAUGUUAAAGUUCUAACCGAUUUUGUAAAAUUCUGUCCAUCUGCAUGGAAUGGAGGUUUAAUUUUGAAAAAUAGCGCCUUCCCUGCGAAAAUGUACCUUUGCAGUGGUGAUAUUUCCCUUGUUGAUAUUCUUAUGAAAGAUCCAUCAUCGGAAAUACCUAUGCUCAAAAUUACCCAACGACUUCGUUUUGAUCCAUUAAAGUUAGAAGAUGUAUCAAGAAGGAUGAGCAGUGCAGGAGCUUCAGGACAUUGUAUGUUAUUUGCCACCGCAGGAUCAAGUAAUGCACAACUUCAAGCAGGAAUUGGUGAAGACGGAAGAGCAGUGCAAACUCGACCUCUCAAAAAUCUUGUGACUUAUUUAAAACAAAAAGAAGCUGCAGGAGUAAUUUCAUUAACUAACAAUGUUAAAGAAGCGAUUGGUGUUCUCUAUGCUUUCCCACCGUGUCCAUUUGCCCAGGAAUUACUUCGUAAAGUUGCUCCAAAUUUAUCUGGUGAAAGUCAAAAGGAAGAAUAUUUAGUUGUGGUUGUAGUACGUGGAUCAUCUUAAUCAUAAAUCAAUCAAUGUAUACCCAAUGAUUUAGACGACAAAUUUGACAAAAGAAAAAUACAACAACCUAAAUAUCCAAUACUCUGCAUCAAAUCAGCAACCUUUGAACAAACAACCAACUCUCUCAAACUUGGAAUGGAUUAUCUUUUUUCACCCUUCCUUUUCCUCCCUUUAUCUUAUUUUUUGUCUUUUCAUAAUCUCUCUCUCCCUUUCGACCUCCGUUCAGUGUAGGUUUUUUUGGUUUAUUCUUUUUUUCUUCAAUAUUCGGAAUCAAUGUGCGUGUAGAAGGUGCAACAACAUUAUCACCAAGAAAUUAACAUCGACAACAUCCCAAGUUUAUUCAUAUACAAGCCCAGAAGUCAACACUCACUCUCACCUAACCAAACAUCUUUAAUAUCAUUUGUUAGACAAAAAUUUUGUUAAGGUUUAAAUGAUUGGUUUAAUUUUUGAUCGUUUAUGCCAAUGAAGAGAAUCAAUUUUUACUCACCUACACAAUCAGAAAAGAAAUCAAUGUCAUUUUACCUUUUCUUAAAGAUUGAUCAGUGUUCUUUAAUUGUGCCAGUUUAACAAAUCAUUUAACAAGAAGAUAAUCUUUAAUCUGUUUUCUCUGAUUAUUCAAAAGUAAACCAUCAACCCAUCACUUCACACUUACAUAUAAAUACAUAUACACACAUACACACUCACCAAACCUCCAAAUACAACUACAACCACAAUAAGCACCAGCACCUACACGUCAGCACAAGUACCAUUUACAAUUGAUUCAAUUUCUUGUAUUAUCAUAUUAUUUAAAUGAAAGCAAAAAUAAUAAUUUACCAAAUUAA
Molecule: messenger RNA, 3340 nt
Organism: Panonychus citri (citrus red mite)
Lineage: Eukaryota; Metazoa; Arthropoda; Arachnida; Trombidiformes; Tetranychidae
Product: RNA-binding protein spenito-like
Biological process (GO): regulation of alternative mRNA splicing, via spliceosome
Cellular component (GO): nucleus
Molecular function (GO): mRNA binding
Source: RefSeq, a predicted model, not a curated record